Molecule: messenger RNA, 237 nt
Organism: Didymodactylos carnosus
Lineage: Eukaryota; Metazoa; Rotifera; Eurotatoria; Philodinida; Philodinidae
Source: the annotation of a GenBank genome assembly
AUGAUCUUAUUUAUCAAGUUUACCAUGAUAACGUCCUUAUUACUAUCAACUAUAUGGGUGACGACCGUCAAAAAUGAGCAACAACAAAAUUCUUCUAUAUUAUCAAAUGAAAAUGUUGAUGUAAAAUCAUCUUAUUUGAAAGAAAUUGUAACAAUUAACAUUGGUAAACGUGCUCGAUUCGAAUGUGAAUUAACAAAUUUAACAAAUAUGAAAGUAAGUAAAUUUGAUAUUAAUUGA